CUCCAUUGCUUCAUCAUCUCAUCAACCCCAAAUACUCUCUCCUCUUUAACCUCCCCCUCCCCCCCCUCUCUCACUCUCUCUCUACUUAUGCUAAACCUCUUCGCCACUCCAUUAAUUAGUUACUACUGCUAGGCUUGCAACAUAAGCAAGACCAAGAUUUGGCUCCAAUUAACACCUCUAGACCACACAAUUCUAUAGAGUUAGCUACCACUACUACCUUGUACUCAUGUUCUUGCAUAUACUUGUACUUCGGUAGUUGCAUGGUACGACUGCAGACAAGCUAGCGUUGCUGUCAUGGGUAGGCGGAGCAAAUGGUGGGCGGCGGCGCUCGUCAGGUGCUGCGCGCUUGUCAUGCUGUGCGUGGGCAGCGCCGUCGUCGCCGCCGUGGACGAGCAGGGCGCCGCGCUGCUCGCGUGGAAGGCGACGCUGCGCAACGGGGUUGGCGCGCUGGCGGACUGGAAGGCCGCGGACGCCUCGCCGUGCCGGUGGACCGGCGUGGCGUGCAAUGCCGACGGCGGCGUCACCGAGCUGCGCCUGGAGUUUGUCGACCUCCUCGGCGGCGUCCCGGCCAACCUGGCCGGCGCCGUCGGCGCCACGCUGACCCGGCUCGUCCUCACCGGCACGAACCUGACGGGCCCGAUCCCGCCGGAGCUCGGCGCGCUGCCCGCGCUGGCGCACCUUGACCUCAGCAACAAUGCGCUCACCGGGUCGAUACCGUCCGGGCUGUGCCGGACGGGGAGCAAGCUCGAGACGCUCUACCUCAACUCCAACCGGCUGGAGGGCGCCAUCCCGGACGCCAUCGGCAACCUCACGUCGCUCCGGGAGCUCAUCGUCUACGACAACCAGCUCGGCGGCAGGAUUCCGGCCGCCAUUGGCCGCAUGGCCAGCCUCGAGGUGCUCCGCGGCGGCGGCAACAAGAACCUCCACAGCGCGCUCCCCACGGAGAUUGGAAGCUGCUCCAGGCUCACCAUGGUCGGCCUCGCCGAGACCAGCAUCACCGGCCCGCUCCCUGCGAGCCUCGGCCGCCUCAAGAACCUCACCACGCUGGCCAUCUACACGGCGCUGCUCUCUGGCCCGAUACCCAGAGAGCUCGGCCGGUGCAGCAGCCUGGAGAACAUCUACCUCUACGAGAACGCGCUAUCCGGGUCCAUCCCGGCGGAGCUCGGCGCGCUCAAGAAGCUCAAGAACCUGCUGCUGUGGCAGAACCAGCUCGUCGGCAUCAUCCCGCCGGAGCUCGGCUCGUGCAGCGAGCUCGCGGUGAUCGACCUGUCGAUCAACGGGCUCACCGGCCACAUCCCGGCGUCGCUCGGGAAACUCUUGUCGCUGCAGGAGUUGCAGCUCAGCGGGAACAAGAUCUCCGGCACGGUGCCGCCGGAGCUGGCCCGGUGCAGCAACCUCACAGACCUCGAGCUCGACAACAACCAGAUCACGGGCGCCAUCCCCGCCGAGCUUGGCGGCCUCCCGGCGUUGCGCAUGCUUUACCUGUGGGCCAACCAGCUGACCGGAAACAUCCCGCCGGAGCUCGGCCGGUGCACUAGCCUCGAGGCGCUCGACCUGUCGACCAAUGCUCUGACCGGGCCGAUCCCACCGUCGCUCUUCCAGCUUCCACGGCUGUCCAAGCUGCUCCUCAUCAACAACGAACUCUCCGGCCAGUUGCCAGCGGAGAUUGGCAAUUGCACGUCCCUCGACCGGUUCCGGGCAAGCGGCAACCACAUCGCCGGCGCGAUACCCCCGGAAAUCGGCAUGCUUGGGAGCCUCAGCUUCCUGGACCUGGGCUCCAACCGGCUGUCCGGUGCUCUCCCCACGGAGUUGUCGGGAUGCCGGAACCUCACGUUCGUCGACCUCCACGACAAUGCCAUCGCCGGCAUGCUGCCGGCAGGACUCUUCAAGGAAUUGCUCUCGCUCCAGUACCUCGACCUCUCCUACAAUGACAUCUCCGGCGCGCUCCCGUCCGACAUCGGCCUACUCACUUCGUUGACAAAGCUCAUUCUCAGCGGCAACCGGCUAUCCGGAGCGAUGCCACCGGAGAUCGGCUCGUGCUCCCGCCUCCAGCUCCUAGACGUCGGCGGCAACUCGCUCUCCGGUCACAUUCCGGGGAGCAUCGGCAAGAUUCCGGGAUUGGAGAUCGCCCUUAACCUCAGCUGCAACAGCUUCUCCGGCUCGAUGCCAUCGGAGUUCGCAGGGCUCGUGAGGCUUGGGGUGCUCGACGUGUCACACAACCAGCUCUCCGGCGAUCUCCAGGCGCUGUCCGCGCUCCAGAACCUCGUGGCGCUCAACGUCUCCUUCAACAGCUUCUCCGGCCGGCUUCCAGAGACGGCGUUCUUCGCGAAGCUCCCGACCGGCGACGUCGAGGGCAACCAGGCGCUGUGUCUCUCGCGGUGCUCUGGCGACGUCGGCGACAGUGAGCUCGAGGCACGCCGCGCCGCCCGUGUCGCGAUGGCCGUGCUGCUCACCGCCCUCGUCGUCCUCCUGGUGGCCGCGGUGCUCGUCCUGUUCGGGUGGCGCCGGCGCGGCGAGCGUGCCAGCGAGGACAAGGACGCUGAGAUGUCGCCGCCGUGGGACGUGACGCUGUACCAGAAGCUGGACAUCGGCGUGGCCGACGUGGCCCGCAGCCUCACUCCGGCGAACGUGAUCGGACACGGGUGGUCCGGCGCGGUGUACCGUGCCAACAUCCCGUCGUCCGGCGUCACGGUCGCCGUGAAGAAAUUCCAGUCAUGCGACGAGGCGUCCGUGGAGGCGUUCGCGUGCGAGAUCAGCGUGCUGCCCCGGGUGCGCCACCGCAACAUCGUCCGGCUGCUGGGAUGGGCGUCCAACCGCCGGACGCGACUCCUCUUCUACGACUACCUCCCGAACGGCACUCUCGGCGGCCUUCUGCACGGGGGCGCGACCGGCGCCGCCGUCGUGGAGUGGGAGGUGCGGCUCGCGAUCGCCGUGGGCGUGGCCGAGGGCCUCGCUUACCUCCACCACGACUGCGUGCCGGGGAUCAUCCACCGUGACGUCAAGGCCGACAACAUCCUCCUCGGCGACCGCUACGAGGCUUGCCUCGCCGACUUCGGCCUGGCACGAGUCGCCGAUGACGGCGCCAACUCGUCGCCUCCGCCGUUCGCCGGAUCCUACGGCUACAUCGCUCCCGAGUACGGCUGCAUGACCAAGAUCACAACCAAGAGCGACGUGUACAGCUUCGGCGUGGUGCUGCUGGAGAUGAUCACGGGGCGGCGCACGCUGGACCCGGCGUUCGGCGAGGGGCAGAGCGUGGUGCAGUGGGUGCGCGACCACCUGUGCCGGAAGCGCGACCCGGCGGAGAUCGUGGACGCGAGGCUGCAAGGCCGGCCGGACACGCAGGUCCAGGAGAUGCUGCAAGCCCUCGGCAUCGCGCUGCUCUGCGCCAGCCCGCGCCCCGAGGACCGGCCGACCAUCAAGGACGUGGCGGCGCUGCUACGCGGCAUCCGGCACGACGACGGCCCCGACGCGCGGAAGGCCGGGAAUGCAGAGCGGGCCGAUGCGAAGAAGCCCAUCUCACCCACCAAACUUAUGGCUCUCACCAGGCCGGUCCAAACCCAGGCCCAGGUCCAGGCCCGAGCGAGUUCAGGUUCCCUGGGCCUACUCAACAACCGGGACGGAUAGUUUAGCCUCAGGCGACUUGGCGGGCCCACUAGCGGUGCGAUGUUGACAAUGCAACCUUGUGUACUUUAGGGGACCCGUAGAAAUUAUGUAUGUGUCCUUAUUCACUUUUGAGGUGAGUGCAAGGGGGUGUGUCGUUUUGCUAGGUGCACGCUCUCUGGGUACAAAUGUUGUUUCCUUCCGUAGGGAUUUAGUGAUCAUAGGAUACCAUCUCUAGAUGGUCCAGCAGGGUCAUGACAGGUCAAUAAUUUUGUGUACCAUAAAAUGGGGUAUAAUGCAAUGGAAGUUUGUGUAUA
Messenger RNA from Triticum urartu, 3917 nucleotides. RefSeq lists its product as uncharacterized. Lineage: Eukaryota; Viridiplantae; Streptophyta; Magnoliopsida; Poales; Poaceae. The record is from RefSeq and is a predicted model, not a curated record. Gene Ontology annotation, molecular function: ATP binding; protein binding; protein kinase activity. Gene Ontology annotation, biological process: protein phosphorylation.